CCCCGAGCCGAGCGGUUUACGCAUUUUUCUGGCAACGACUGAAAAAUAAACAGUUACUCGUCAGUCCUCAACGCGUUCACCGAAAUCGCACAAACGACCGCGAUACCACCGGAUAAAUCUUGAAACCUGAAUGCAAUGCGACGAGUGAACAGACGUGUGAAUUAUCUGUGUUGGACUGCGACCAGCAGCGGCGGCUCGGUGCCAUGAGUCUGUAUGGGGCUGGGGCCAGUGGCGGGGAGAACGGGGCAGCUGAACAUUACAGAGAGCACCGGAGACGCUCCAGUGACCGCUCACGAGAAUCCUCCCAUGACAGAGGAGAAGGCCAGCUUACCCCCUGCAUCAGGAAUGUCACCUCCCCUACUCGGCAGCCUGACCGUGAGCGAGGUGACGGAGGUUCCUCUUCCAGAUCCUCCAGUCCGCGUCCUCCCAGAGUCUCUCUACCCUGCUCCCCGAUCGGAGGAGCCCUGAUGGGGGGACACAUCAUCCAGCCCCUGGGUCUCACUGGAGGGGAUCCUCACCCUAAGACCAUCGGCCUGAGCCACAGAUCAUGUGACAUGAUCUACGUGUAUGACCUCAGCACCAAAGAGGGGCCCCGUGGCGUGCUGCGGGCGGGAGAGAGAGUGACACUCAUUGUGGAUAAUACAAGAUUCGUGGUCGAUCCUGCAAUCUUCACAGCUCAGCCCAACACAAUGCUGGGCAGGAUGUUUGGUUCGGGGCGUGACUACAACUUCACACGGCCCAAUGAGAAGGGGGAGUUUGAGGUGGCUGACGGCAUCAGCUCCACUGUGUUUAGAGCUAUUCUGGAUUACUACAAGUCGGGGAUAAUCCGCUGCCCUGAUGGCGUUUCCAUUCCAGAGUUGAGGGAGGCAUGUGACUACCUCUGCAUCUCCUUCAACUACAACACCAUCAAGUGCAGAGAUCUCAGUGCCCUGAUGCAUGAGCUGUCCAACGAUGGGGCACGGCGUCAGUUUGAGUGCUACCUGGAGGAGAUGGUGCUGCCUCUGAUGGUGGCCAGUGCUCAGAGUGGAGAGAGGGAGUGUCACGUGGUGGUGCUCACCGACGACGAUGUGGUAGACUGGGACGAAGAAUACCCACCACAGAUGGGGGAGGAGUAUUCACAAAUCAUCUACAGCACCAAGUUGUACCGUUUCUUCAAGUACAUAGAGAACCGUGACGUGGCCAAAUCUGUGCUGAAGGACAGAGGGCUGAAAAAGAUCAGGCUAGGCAUAGAAGGUUACCCCACAUAUAAAGAGAAAGUGAAACGGCGUCCCGGAGGUCGUCCGGAAGUCAUAUACAACUAUGUCCAACGUCCCUUUAUCCGCAUGUCCUGGGAGAAGGAAGAGGGGAAAAGCCGUCACGUGGAUUUCCAGUGUGUUAAGUCCAAGUCUACCACCAACCUGGCUGCCGCCGCUGCAGACAUACCUCAGGAUCAGUUAGUGGUCAUGCAGCCACCAGGACCACAAGUGGAUGAGCUGGACACUCUGCCUGGGCACCAGCCUCAGCAGGGGCUGAACGACAGCCACCAACCAGCACAGGGGCAGGAGAACGUCAGCCACCAGCAAACACAGGGUCACGACGGUAUCAACCACCCGGCCCAACAAGGGCCUGACAGCAUCGGCCAUCAACCUGAACAUGGCCACGAUGCCAGCCACAGCCAACCGCAGGGGCAGGACAGCCCUGGCCAGCCCUCGCACAGCCAAGCUCAAAGUAACCAGCAGCAACACGGCAGCAACCCUACUCCACCCAACCACCCCGUCCAGUACACUUAUCACUAUGAGCCAGACCCCGACACACCAUCACCGUCUGUAUGAGGACAGUGGUCACCCACACCUAAAAUGAACAAGCUAAUGUCAACAGCCAAGGAUAGAUAAAGCACACACAGUAUAUACACUGGACCUCCUUAUUCACCUGUCUUCUUUUUUUUUAACCCGACCAAAGGAGAUUUUAUUUUGUUGCAGUCUUCUAUAUGCAUAAAAAGACACAAUUAAGUACUGUAGAUUACAUUAUCUUGACGUGAAUCAUAGAUAUAUGGUGUGUAGAGGCUUGACUGUUUGUAUGUGUGUGCGUCAAUGAGUGAUGCUGUUGUGUGAUACAGUACCUCACAUUGGGGAAUUUACUUUUGAUUACUCCACACAGUCUUGAGUAUUCACUUUUCCAGUGUUCAUAAAACAUUUUGACACAUCAAACAUAGACGGGUGUUAUCCCCCCUCCUCAACAACUCGGAAUGUCAAUUUUUUUUACCUCUUCUGUUCCUUAGAAAUCCACAAAGUUAUCCAUGCUGAUUGUUUAUGUUCUUAUUUGAAAAAAUCUGUCAGACACUGAGAAUUUUACCUGUUUCAGUCAAAACGUUCUGUGUAUCAAUAUAGGCCUACAGUUUGCCAUGUGUCACAUUUGACUGUACCACUGCACGCUUAGGAGCCUACUACUGGGUCCCUACCAGGCGUCAGAAUACUUGAUAAAGACACCCUUUUGGUAAUAAAA
Lampris incognitus (smalleye Pacific opah) is the source of this 2481-nucleotide messenger RNA. RefSeq names its product BTB/POZ domain-containing protein 10-like. Gene Ontology annotation, molecular function: protein binding. The transcript has 8 exons. The coding region runs from base 204 to 1811 and encodes 535 amino acids. The record is from RefSeq and is a predicted model, not a curated record. Gene Ontology annotation, cellular component: cytoplasm. Gene Ontology annotation, biological process: positive regulation of phosphorylation. NCBI's taxonomy places the organism in Eukaryota, Metazoa, Chordata, Actinopteri, Lampriformes, Lampridae.